Messenger RNA from Durotheca rogersii, 3950 nucleotides. RefSeq lists its product as uncharacterized. Lineage: Eukaryota; Fungi; Ascomycota; Sordariomycetes; Xylariales; Xylariaceae. Bases 232 to 3729 code for a protein of 1165 amino acids. The transcript is spliced from 3 exons. The record is from RefSeq and is a predicted model, not a curated record.
CCGCCUCUUUUCUUCCUUUCUCGCUUCUUGUCCAGCUUUGCUCCGUUUGUUCGACCCUACCUAUACGACGCUGCGGCCCAUCGUCUAUCCGUGCGGCUAUGGGCGUCGAUCUCUCGCAAUAGGCAGGCUGGUUUCGUCGAGGUAGCUGGGCAUGCACUCGGCAUAGAAGUUCCAAUGCUCAUAUAGGAGUAGUUUUGUGCCGUCCCUGCGGCUUUGCCGCCUCCCAGCAUCAUGGGAAACUCGCCUUCCGCUGAGGCUUCGAGGAGGGGUCGACGGACAACUCAGAAGUUGUCUAAACCUCGGACGGGCAACCCGACGGCAGCUGGCCUGUUGAGCUCUAGUGGCCUCGCUGCUUCGGCGAGGCGCAUUUCCGGUCUCCCAGCGCCUUCGCCGGCAACCUCCUCACCAAAGUUUCUCGAAACGGAUCCCGCGAUAGGGGCGAACCCGUUGGAUAGCAAGAAAGAGCCACAGUCCAGGCCACAGUCCAGGGCUCGUUCGCUGAGGCGGAUAUUCCGGUCUAACACAUCUAAAGAGGCUCGCGGCCGCCAACAGAGAUGUGAUAACACUGUGGUGUCGGAACCUCAGCAUGGGCGUUGGUCAAGUAGGGCGAGUUCGUUAAGAGAUGGGCCUGAGGUGACUUACAAUUACGGCCAAGCCCACACACAAGGGAGCUCGUCGGCGAAUGCAUCGCGAACCUCGGUGAAUUAUGACUUAUCAUCGUACGAAGCUCGGCGAUUGUUGAACUCCGUGGAAGCGCCGUCCCGCAGAAACAGUCUGAUGGUUUCCGAGGGCCAGUGGCAAGUCCCUGAAACCACGUACUCCGACUUCAGAAGCCGACACCUGUCGAUCGGCGAGGCCGCUCCGCCUAUAAGUCGAGCUAAUUCCGAGACAUCUCUAUAUACCCCGAUGCGGAGGCGGUCCUUGUUGACCCCUGGUAUUGCUACUCGCGAUACUCGGCCAGAUCCUAGCCCUCAAAUGCCGGAGAUCAGGUAUAGCGUUUCUUCAACUCCCGCCCGGCGAGAUUCCACGGACGCGGCAAGCAAGGGAAUGCCAAGUUUUCUUCCCAUGAUGCACUCAGACCCAGUACCCCGCGCUCUUACGCCGUGCGAGGCAGAAUACAGGCAAACGGGGGCCUUCAAGCACGGUACCCUUCGUAUCACGAACGGCAGCCCAACACGAAGCCCCGCACGUGGUUCUGACAACGACGAUAGGCGGACGAGGCUCGAGGACUUGACCCCAGGCAAGGCGUCGGACAGUUACUCUGGAGUCAAGCAUUUAGCCGCACGAAGUCGUAGCGAAAUCAAACCUUCUGGUACCACCGUGGAGAAAGUCGAGGUCCAAAAUUCCGGCCACUGUCAAAGUUCCGAUGCCUUGCCCCUCCCUAGACAAGGGUAUCGGGGCCAGUUUACAGAUGUGAUUGCUGCUAGCUCUUCUGUCUUGUCUGGGGCACCCUCUCCCCGCUUACCUGAACAUCACCCUACCGGUGCUCUUCAUAACGACUGGAGACCAGAACCUGCCCAAGUGCAGGUAGCUAGUAAGCGCACAGCUGUGGACGACAACUUGUUUGAUAUCGAGCAGGAUGAAUAUUCGUCCGUCGAAGUCUUGGACGUUCGAAUCGACCACAAUGCGAAAUCCCAGCCUCCGCGCCGAAAGCCAGUGUCAGAAGGGGGAGGGCCGACAGAAAUCACUAGGUCCGACAGUGGCGUCGCAAGUUCAACAUCCGAACUCUCACAGGUCCCUUUGUCGAAGGCAGAUUCGGGCUAUAGCUCUAGUGUGUCACUACGCUCAUUCUCUUUACGGCCUCCAGUCCCCGAGAAAGACCAUCCGAGCUUUUCGGAAGAGGUGGUCGCAAUUGAGGCUAUCAAGCAGAACGUUGGUAUUCGGGAUCUAAAUCCCGAGAGCCCCGCUGUAACGGCGCCGAACGCCGCAGUUCCAAGACCGUUCGAUCGGACGUCUCCUCCGCCUGUGCCGAAGAAAGACCCUCAUCUUACGGCUCUUGCUCCUUCGACGGCCACCCACGAAACUCCCUCCCUUCGACAGGAUUAUAGAGCGUGCAAACCGGAAGUUUCGAGCUACCAUCAGGCACCCGAAAGAACUCUAUCGGCAGUCAGCACGCGCGGGCAAGUUAAUGGCGAUGUUGAGCCCCGCCAAGCAUCACCACGUAACCUGCAUCCUUCACAUAGUCUCUCGGCUGUUGGAAGCGGCUAUCGCAAGCCCCGGAGGUUUCAGAGGCUACUGGGCGGCGCCCCGUUAUCGAUAGUUGUCCCGAAACCGGAAUUUACUAAGGACGGAGAUGUUACUACGCUCUCCCAAAACAUGCAAGUGAAGGUUGUUAAAGGGCAUGCGGAGAGGUUGUCAAUCUCGUAUAGAAGAUUGGCUCUGAAGUCUGCUGCGAGUAAGGAAACGCUUGGAACUAUUCUAAGUGUUGGGAGCGCAGAAAUGCUCCAGGAUGAAGAUAUGCUAGGGGCUCCGAAAGGUGUAGUAGACCAGCUGGUAGUCGCAGAUCGAAGCCAGGCGGGUCUGAUCCCAUCUGUGGAAUCCGCAAUUGCGCAGGGGGGUUCUGGCUCCUUCAUGAAGACGAUCACCCGGAAACCUGUACCUGCCCGCAGCAGAGCUCCCAGUGUAGAAGGAGAAUCCGCCGAGCAACCAAAACCUCUUGAGCAAAACCCCAGCGAGAGCUUCACCAUGAGAGGGCCGUCCCCCCAAAACGCAAGCUACGCUGGCAACGCUCCUAACAACCCCGUUGGUUCAGAAGGGAGAACCAGAUAUUCAGUGCCUGCUCGGUUGACCGGACCAGCCUAUGCGCCUGCGUAUACGGAACGUGGCGUCGAAUCAACAUAUCCUUUUACCGGACAUACCUCCGAAUGGCUCCCAACCAAAUCUCAGUCUAUGGCGCCGCUCGAACUUCCAUCAAGCGCCUUCGAUAUGAGGCUACCUCGAAGUCCUCCGCCGGUGAGCAUGAAGACUCGCAACAUCGGCCCUCUGCGAGUUCCUUCUCCUCUAAGGGCACACUCAACUCCACCAGAAACUUUACGGUUGGACUGGCCUUCAGUUUCUCGCAGAGAAAGCCGGGAGGGUGGUCUAGUCGGCGUCGAAGACGGUGACAGACCUUCUAUGGCCCAUCCUACCAUAUCUAGAAGGUCUAGCCGGGAAAGUUACCACGACUACGCGCCUGAUCGCGCUCAUUACGUAGAUGCGCCUUCUUAUGCGCUUCCACAGAAUAAACCUCAGCGUAGGAGCCUCGGGGCGGAUUUUAGAGAGAGCCGGGCGCCUAACUGGGAUGUCCAAACGGAUCACGACACUUCGCUUUGUCGGCGACUGUCAUCCAAUUAUAGUCGUCGAAGUUCGCUGGCCAGCCAAACCAGCCAGCGGAGUUCGGUCACGACUGGGCUAAACUUGCCCCGGCAGCAACGCUCGUAUGGCACUCACUCAUCCGUGUCACGCCGGGCAAGUUUCGAUGGCUACGACCUUCUAUCACAUGAUAGUUACAUCCGGGACAACGGCCCUUACCCUUCCAUGUCUCGCAACGGGCACGUCUACGUCACGGAUCCUUGGAGCGGUCGGCCUAUGCCACAGCCGUGGGAUCCGUCCCUUCAAUAUCCCCCACCGUAUGUUCCUCGAACUCACCAUCGACACCAAAGCCUAGAUCAACACGGAAAUCACGUACGCUAUCGUAUUCUGCACAGCUACAACUCGCCAGCAUAUCGGAACGCCCCGAUUUGGGGCUGAACUACAUGUUAACAUAGCUCGGAACACUCUCUAGGUCCUUCAUUCUUUUUUUUUUUGUAUGACGAAAAGAUUUCAUGGAAGUUUCCACUUACAUUUGUGAUACCCCACAUCUGAGGCGUUCUCUCCCCUGGCCGGACUCAUGGGAGCAUCACUGUGUGGAUGAAGAUGGUGUUCGUCAACGCAAGACGUUAAAAAAAUAUUUUGAAAGAGUACCAGAAGGU